Molecule: messenger RNA, 1166 nt
Organism: Spodoptera frugiperda (fall armyworm)
Lineage: Eukaryota; Metazoa; Arthropoda; Insecta; Lepidoptera; Noctuidae
Exons: 3
Coding region: 301-1044 (247 amino acids)
Source: RefSeq, a predicted model, not a curated record
UACAACUCCAUUUUCAUACACAGAAAUAGAAAUGAGAGUUUAAUAGAUAUAUAAAACGGCAUACUAAUUAUACAAGUAUAAGACAUAACUUUUGAUUCUAUGGUACAUUAACCUAUGAUAUCCGACGGGGUAAAGAUCUGUCUUACAUAACAGGAUACGGGGUGUCGAGUCAAUUUAUAGGUUAAUUUGUAAUUACUGACCACGUAGGUACUUGCCAUGAGACUCCACCAAGUGGGCUGCAGAUGUUAAUUAGACUGCCGGUGUCGUGAACCUGCUCACGAGUACCUAUCAUACAUUUCCAUGAUGGCGUCCAUUGCUCUAAUCGUAUUAAGUUUCCUGGCCAUCACUUCGGCAGCCAACGUCAACUACUGCCAGAAUUUAGGACCGACUCACGAUUUUGAUGAGGAAACGAUUUUAGGCAUGUGGUACGUCCAUGAAUACGUGUACCACAAAGAAAAUGUUACUAAAACUGAAUACAAUCCUUACUGCCCUAUCGUUCAAAUUAGGAAGUUUGAAGAUUACGUCGAGGGUGGAUUGUUGAAUCAUAACUUACCAACUCCGCCGACUCCGUACCCUCAGCUGACCAACUCUCCGUACGUGAACCGCCAGUACAACAUCCAGGAGCGAUACCGCAUCAGACACUUCGUGCUGGAGUGGCACGAGGGUCUCUGGCAGGACGACUACCACAUCAAGGUCAACACUUCGCACAAGGGAUUCUGGGCCACCGAUGUACCUAACAGAUCUGUCGGGGACAUGUACCGAUUUUUCGGCGGAGUGAUCCAAGUCCUCAAAGUAGCGAACAACCAUUUGGUGCUGAACUUCUGCAUGAGGCUGCCAAACUCUCAGCUGUUCAGCGUCGUGCUGUCCAGGAAUGAAAACCAGCUUACUCCAGAAGACUUGGCCAGUAUUCACAACGUGUUCACGUUGAAGCACCUUUCCACUUCUGCUCUCAAAAGAGUUUGUGAAAACUCCGCCUCAAAAAUGACAAUAUCAACGUUACUACUCUUCAUAAUCUCCUAUGCAAUCUGGGGAUCUCGAGUUUAACCAAUUAAUAGUCAAUUUUGUGUAACUAUUUAUAUACUAUAGUUUUUUAAAUACACAAGCGAUAUUAAUAAAUAAUAAUAUAUUUUUAUAUAAAAGAAGUGAAAUAAAUAUUUAUUACCGAA